AUGUCACACAUGGACAUUGACCUGAGCAGGCGGAACAAAAAGCCACGUCUCCUGCUAGAAUCAGAGCGGGAGAAGCUCGAAGAAUUUAUCGACUCUAUUCACUAUUCCGCUCGAUACUCCGACGACGAAUACGAAUAUCGACACGUACAGUUACCCAAAAACAUGCUGAAAAAGAUCCCUGCCGACUACUUUGACAGCUCAAAAGGCACAUUGAAACUUCUCUGGGAGGAGGAAUGGCGAGGUCUUGGUAUCACUCAAAGUCUAGGAUGGGAGCACUAUGAAGUUCAUGAACCGGAGCCACAUAUCCUCCUUUUCAAGUACGAAAUUCAUAUGUGCCGAUUGCAAGACUGUUCUAACCAUUUGCGCAGGCGCCCGAUUAAUUACCAACCUCCUACAUCGCAGUAG
This is a messenger RNA of Rasamsonia emersonii CBS 393.64, 405 nucleotides long. RefSeq lists its product as uncharacterized. Bases 1 to 405 code for a protein of 134 amino acids. Gene Ontology annotation, cellular component: SCF ubiquitin ligase complex; cyclin-dependent protein kinase holoenzyme complex. Gene Ontology annotation, molecular function: protein kinase binding; histone binding; cyclin-dependent protein serine/threonine kinase activator activity. The transcript has 3 exons. The record is from RefSeq and is a predicted model, not a curated record. NCBI's taxonomy places the organism in Eukaryota, Fungi, Ascomycota, Eurotiomycetes, Eurotiales, Trichocomaceae. Gene Ontology annotation, biological process: regulation of mitotic cell cycle.